CAAAGUUCAAAGGCCAAUCGGUAAUCAGUCACAGUAUGUCCUGUCUUACAAAGUAAUGUUUUUUCCAUCAUUGCUUUUUUGAAUCCACAGUGCAUGAUGUCUAUUUGUGUCUGAUUGAUAAGAUUGAUAGAAAGUGUACAAUGGAAAUGUGGACCUACACGCAAGGUGCUGAAGUGUUGUGAACUGCUGCAUUGUGCUCCAGCUCUGUGUCUGUCUGGUGGCGAACACUGUGUUUACUUAGAGCUUGGCAUUACCAUCUCGCCAUUCCUUAACUGUCACAACAUCCCAUUAUGUUUUCUUCGUGUGGACUCUUUUUACCCUGUUGUCUUCUCACAUCAACGCUGAGCUUGUUGCUUUCAAGUCACAGUGCAGUUGAUGUCACAUCAGCCAGCAAUGAGGAUCCGAGAGUCCGUGACACUCGAGCAGUCAGCGACCAGGCACUGGUUCAACCUGUCGACUGUGUUCUGUCAGAAUGGAGUCCGUGGUCACGUUGUGACAUUUGUCAGGGAAAAAGAUACCGCUAUGCCAAAUUGAGCCAGCCAACACAGUUUGGAGGGGAGCCUUGCCACUUUCAUGGCAGGGAGGAGGAAAGCUGUGAAGUUCCAGCACGUUACACCUGUGACAACAUUUUGCCGUGUGAAGGUUUCCUUUGCAGCCAAACAGGUCGCUGCAUUCCAAGAACGCUGCAGUGCAACGGGGAGGAUGACUGUGGUGACAUGUCAGAUGAAGUUGGAUGUGCAGGGAGUCAGAAGCCCUGCAGAUUUGAAUCUGAGGAGUACUGGGGCAUUGAGAACCUUGCCAAGGGAAUCAACAUUUUGAACAGCAACCUGGAGGGAGUUGUUCUGGAUAACAGAUACUAUGCUGGUAGUUGUUUGCCUCACUAUAUCCAGGAUGUUCGAUUCAGGAAGCCUUACAACUUGCAGCAGUACACUCUGCAGACAAAAGGGUCAUACGAUUUCACUCUGGAUGCUUUUGACUCGUACUCCGACUACAUGGAUCACACCAUUAAGGAGCGGAUGACCCAAACGAUUGUUUCCAUUGGCUUUGGCAUUCCAGGUAUUUUUGAAUUUGGCUACAACCACAACAAAGCCAAAUACUCCAAGUCAGUCCAGAAGAUUCGUCGAGCCUCCGGCAAAUCUUACAGCUUCCUCAGGGCCAAAGCUGAGCUGGAGCUGGCCCAGUACAUGCUCAAGUCAGACAACUUGAUGCUGAGCACAGAGUUCCUGCAGCGUCUUCGCUCCCUGCCUCAGUCUUACGUUUAUGGUGAAUACAGGCAGAUCUACAGAGACUACGGUACGCACUACAUCACAGAGGCUGCCCUCGGAGGGGAUUACGAACACACCAUCAUCCUGGACAAAGAAAAGCUAGAGAAAACCGAUUAUUCUUUGACAGACUACAAAUCAUGUACACAAUCAGGACUUAAGGUUGGCGCCAACAUAUAUGGCGUUUACGUGUCUGUGGGCUUUCAAGGUGGAUCCUGUGAUGGCCUCCUCAAUGAAAUGGGAGAGGAGACCUCACUUGGUUGCAUGGUGGAGGACACCGUGGCGGUGGUAAGGGGCGGUAGCAGUGAAUCCAUCACCGCUUUGGUGUCCCAGAAGCUUCCCUCCCCACAACUGAUGAGAUUAUGGGGCGAGGGAGUACGCUUCAAUCCGGACUUCCUUCGCAGAACGACCCGACCUCUGUAUGAGCUGAUCACCUCAAGAGACUUCAUCCAUGACAGCAUCUUGAAGAGAAAUCUGAAACGGGCCUUGUUUGAGUACUUGGAAGAGGCCAGCUCAUGUCGAUGUGCUCCCUGCCGCAAUAAUGGAGUGGCUGUGCUCAGAGGGACCAGAUGUGACUGUGUGUGUCCUGUUGGCUACAGUGGUCGCGGCUGUGAGGUCACACACAGACAAAAAGAUAUUGCCAUCGAUGGCAGCUGGAGCUGCUGGGGUUCGUGGUCUUCCUGCAGCAGAAGAACAAAGACGAGGAGUCGCCAGUGUAACAACCCGGCGCCCAGCAAGGAAGGCCUGCCGUGCAGAGGCUUGCAGGAGGAGUCCACUGAAUGCGUUUAAAAUUCAAUCCGUUUCCCUCCUGUCUGUAUGACCCUACAAUUAACAUUUAAAAUAUAACAAUUUCAAUAUAUUGAUUUAUUUGACGUCUACAGUCGUCAAUGGCAGGGAAUGAGUUGGAACAAAACAGAAGUCAAACAUUGCAA
Molecule: messenger RNA, 2194 nt
Organism: Syngnathus acus (greater pipefish)
Lineage: Eukaryota; Metazoa; Chordata; Actinopteri; Syngnathiformes; Syngnathidae
Gene: c8b
Product: complement component 8, beta polypeptide
Exons: 13
Coding region: 291-2051 (586 amino acids)
Biological process (GO): immune response
Cellular component (GO): membrane attack complex
Molecular function (GO): protein binding
Source: RefSeq, a predicted model, not a curated record